Colletotrichum spaethianum is the source of this 2418-nucleotide messenger RNA. RefSeq names its product alpha-fucosidase A. The record is from RefSeq and is a predicted model, not a curated record. Gene Ontology annotation, molecular function: alpha-L-fucosidase activity. Gene Ontology annotation, biological process: carbohydrate metabolic process. Lineage: Eukaryota; Fungi; Ascomycota; Sordariomycetes; Glomerellales; Glomerellaceae. Bases 1 to 2418 code for a protein of 805 amino acids. The transcript has 5 exons.
AUGAAAGCCGUUUCGAACUGGGCGUUGGUAUCCUGUACCGGCUUCGCUCUAAGCGAGGCUCGGUCAUUCUGGUCGUCGGUUCCUGCGACGUAUGGAGACACGAGCGCAAACACGUAUUUGCUCAAGGCCGGCUAUCCCAUCGGCAAUGGUAAACUCGGGGCCAUUCCGUUCGGCCCGCCUCAUGCGGAAAAGGUCAAUCUGAACAUUGACUCUCUCUGGGCUGGCGGCCCCUUCGAAGCUUCAAACUACUCGGGAGGCAACCCUACAGAGGCCAAAUACCAGGCCCUGCCCGGGAUCCGGUCGACCAUCUUUGAGAACGGCACUGGAGACGUAUCUUCCCUCCUCGGCUCGGGGCAAUACUACGGCGGGAACCGCGUCCUGGCCAACCUGACAGUCUCCAUCAACGGCGUGGCCAACUACACCUCGUACAAGCGCACGCUUGACCUCACAACAGGCGUCCACACGACGAGCUUCACCGCAAACGGGGCAGCCUACGAAGUCACCCAACUCUGCUCGUACCCGGACCAGGUCUGCGUGUACCACGUCGCCUCGGACGCGACCCUCCCUGCCCUCACGCUCGGCUACGAGAACCAGCUGAUCACAAACGACACCUUCGACAUCCGCUGCGCCGAGGACCACGUCCGCUUCACUGGCGUCACGCAGCUUGGCCCGCCCGAGGGCAUGAAAUUCGACUCCAUCGCCAAAAUCGAUAAGGGCGCCGCGGCGACGGACUGCACCUGCGCCGGCGCGUUGCGGGUCCACCCCGCGAGGGACCAAAAGACGCUCACGAUCGUCGUCAGCGGCGAGACAAACUACGACCAGAAAAAAGGCAACCCGGAGAGCGGCUACUCCUUCAAGGGCCGAGACCCCGGCCCCGUCGUCGAGGCGCUCGCCUCCGCGGCCGCCGCGAAACCCUUUGCUGAGAUCCUCGCGGCCCACGUUGCAGACUACCAAUCCCUCCAGGACGCUUUCCAGGUCAGCCUGCCGGACCCCCUGGCCUCGGCGGAGAAGGAGACCGCUCACCUCCUCUCCGAGUACGUCUACACGGACGGUGGCGACCCGUUCCUCGAGGCGCUGCUGUUCGACUACUCGCGGCACCUGCUCAUCGCCUCGUCGCGCACCGGCUCGCUCCCCGCCAACCUCCAGGGCCGCUGGACCGAGCAGCUGUGGCCGGCGUGGAGCGCCGACUACCACGCCAACAUCAACCUGCAGAUGAACUACUGGGCAGCCGACCAGACCGGGCUGGGCGAGACGCAGCACGCGCUGUGGGACUACAUGGAGGACACGUGGGUGCCGCGGGGCACCGAGACGGCGCAGCUGCUCUACAACGCCAGCGGGUGGGUCGUCCACAACGAGAUGAACGUCUUUGGGCACACGGCGAUGAAGGAGGGCGCGAGCUGGGCGAACUACCCGGCGGCGGCCGCCUGGAUGAUGCAGCACGUCUGGGACAACUUCGAAUACACCCAAGACGUCGACUGGCUCGCCCGCCAGGGCUACCCCCUCAUCAAGGGCGUCGCCUCCUUCUGGCUAUCCCAGCUGCAGGACGACGCCGUCGCCCACGACGGCACCCUCGUCGUGAACCCCUGCAACAGCCCAGAGACGGGCCCGACGACCUACGGCUGCACGCACUACCACCAGAUGAUCCACCAGGUCUUCGAGGCCGCCCUCGGCGCCGGCGCCGUGGCCGCCGACUCCGAAGACGACGCCGCCUUUCUCGCGGCCGUCGCGGGUUCCCUCGCGCGCCUCGACAAGGGCGUCCACCUGGCCUCCUGGGGUGGCCUGAAGGAGUGGAAGCUGCCCGACGCGUACGGCUUCGACAGCCCGUCUACGCACCGCCACCUCUCCCACCUGGCGGGCUGGUACCCGGGCUACUCGGUCGCCUCGUUCCUCGGCGGGUACGCCGACGCGACGGUCCAGGACGCCGUGCGGGCGACGCUGCGCGCGCGGGGCAUGGGCACCGCCGAGGACGCCGACGCCGGGUGGGCCAAGGUCUGGCGCGCGGCGUGCUGGGCGCGGCUCAACGACACGGACCGCGCGUACGAGCUGCUGCGGUACGCCAUCGACGUCAACCUGGCCGCCGCCAGCGGGCUCAGCAUGUACUGGGCCACGAGCCCGCCAUUCCAGAUCGACGCAAACUUUGGCCUAGGCGGCGCCGUGCUGAGCAUGCUGGUCGUGGACCUGCCGCUGCCGUACGCGGCGCGAGGCGAGGUCAGGACCGUGGUCUUGGGGCCAGCGAUCCCGGCGAAGUGGGGCGGCGGGGCCGUCACGGGGUUGAGGAUCCGGGGUGGCGGGGUCGUUGACUUUAGCUGGGACGACGGGGGCGUCGUUGGUGAGGCUGUUGUGGUGUCCGGGAGCAAGCCUGGCGGCGGUAAGGUCCGGCUUGUGAAUGUUCAGGGCAAGGCGUUGGGCGAGGUCUAG